This is a messenger RNA of Suncus etruscus (white-toothed pygmy shrew), 1192 nucleotides long. It is a transcript of the gene PLEK, whose product is annotated as pleckstrin. Gene Ontology annotation, biological process: intracellular signal transduction; actin cytoskeleton organization. The transcript is spliced from 9 exons. Gene Ontology annotation, cellular component: plasma membrane. The record is from RefSeq and is a predicted model, not a curated record. NCBI's taxonomy places the organism in Eukaryota, Metazoa, Chordata, Mammalia, Eulipotyphla, Soricidae. The coding region runs from base 37 to 1089 and encodes 350 amino acids.
UGUCUGAGGGUAGACUCAGCCUUCUGUCCAGCUGUCAUGGAGCCCAAGAAGAUCAGAGAGGGCUACCUGGUGAAGAGGGGGAGCGUGUUCAACACUUGGAAACCCAUGUGGGUUGUAUUGUUAGAAGAUGGAAUUGAAUUCUACAAAAAGAAAAGUGACAAUAGCCCCAAAGGAAUGAUUCCUCUGAAAGGAAGCUCUAUAACUAGUCCUUGUCAGGACUUUGGCAAAAGGAUGUUUGUGUUUAAAAUCAAUACGACCAAACAGCAGGAUCACUUCUUCCAGGCAGCAUUCCUAGAGGAGCGAGAUGGCUGGGUUCGAGACAUCAAGAAGGCCAUUAAAUGUAUUGAAGGAGGCCAGAAGUUUGCAAGGAAAUCCACCCGGAGGUCCAUUCGGCUGCCAGAAACCAUAGAUUUAGGUGCCUUGUAUUUGUCCAUGAAAGACACUGAGAAAGGCGUGAAAGAACUAAAUCUAGAAAAGGAUAAGAAGAUUUUUAAUCAUUGCUUCACAGGUAACUGUGUCAUUGACUGGCUGGUUUCCAACAAGUCUAUUAGGAAUCGCCAGGAAGGCCUCAUGAUUGCCUCCUCACUGCUCAAUGAAGGGUACUUGCAACCUGCUGGAGACUUGUCCAAAAAUGCAGUGGAUGGAACUGCUGAAAACCCUUUCCUGGACAACCCUGAUGCCUUCUACUACUUUCCAGACAGUGGGUUUUUCUGUGAAGAGAAUUCCAGUGAUGAUGAUGUGAUCUUAAAAGAAGAAUUCCGUGGGGUCAUUAUUAAGCAGGGAUUCUUACUGAAGCAGGGGCAUAGGAGGAAAAACUGGAAAGUGAGAAAGUUUAUUCUGAGAGAGGAUCCUGCAUAUCUGCACUACUAUGAUCCAGCUGGAGGAGAAGAUCCUCUGGGAGCCAUUCACCUGAGAGGUUGUGUGGUGACUUCAGUGGAGAGCAACCCAGAUGGCAAGAAGAAUGAAGAAGAGAACCUCUUUGAGAUCAUCACGGCCAGUGAGGUUCACUAUUUCUUACAAGCAGCAACACCCAAGGAACGCACUGAAUGGAUCAAAGCCAUCCAGGUGGCCUCCCGAACUGGAAAGUGAAGGCACACCUGCAGCUCCUUACCAUCCUCCCAAGGAAGCCCCACAAAUAUGUGUGGUCAGGGAUCUGUCUACUUCUGGCAACCAUCAGUGGGACAUUCCAUCU